This is a messenger RNA of Xyrauchen texanus (razorback sucker), 6339 nucleotides long. Its product is annotated as ski oncogene-like. The transcript has a single exon. The record is from RefSeq and is a predicted model, not a curated record. Gene Ontology annotation, molecular function: RNA polymerase II cis-regulatory region sequence-specific DNA binding; SMAD binding; DNA-binding transcription factor activity, RNA polymerase II-specific. Gene Ontology annotation, biological process: negative regulation of BMP signaling pathway. Bases 443 to 1504 code for a protein of 353 amino acids. Lineage: Eukaryota; Metazoa; Chordata; Actinopteri; Cypriniformes; Catostomidae. Gene Ontology annotation, cellular component: nucleus.
CAGAGGAGCGGAGGCGACGCGCCGUGACCGGCUGCACCGAUCUCUCUCGCAAAAAAAAUUAAAAAUACGGAUUUAAUGUGCGUGGAUUGUGUAUUUCACUGCUGAAUUUGAAGUGGGGGACGUUCGGCUUUCCGUGGAAUACUUUUGUUACAACUUGCGCGCUUGGGUUUCUGUUAGCCUACAUUUGAGUUUUCUGUCCGCGCCUGUCUGUGGAUAUGGACAGAAGAGAGCGCGCUGCAGAAGGCAAGCCGGUGGCAACAUUUGUCUGAUUUGGGGAAUCGGGGGGGUGGGAUACAUAGAGAAUUAAUGGAUGUUUGAUGAAGCCCUUUGCGCCUUAUUGUGCUUAUUUUCAGAGACUUGGAAUUAGAGACGAGGAACGAGGACCUUUGAGUUGUUUCUCUAACCAGACUCUCGGUUUUACUUUUAAAACGGUGCGUAAAACAUGGAAACGGUAACGCGACAGAGUUUCCAGCCUCACCCGGGACUGCAACAAACUCUCAAACAGUUCCACCUGAGUUCCAUGAGCUCUCUCGGAGGACCGGCCGCUUUUUCGGCCAGAUGGCAACACGAUCUGCUCUUCAAGAAGGACGGGAAAGACCUCCCGGAGUCCGUGCUGCACCCCCCGCCUAUGCAGCCUCCUCCGGCGAUGCCGGGGCCGCUCUUCAUCCCGUCCGACCGCUCCACCGAGAGGUGCGAGACGGUCCUGGAGGGCGAGACCAUCUCGUGCUUCGCGGUAGGUGGCGAGAAGCGCCUGUGCCUGCCGCAGAUCCUGAACACCGUGCUGCGGGACUUCUCGCUCCAGCAGAUCAACUCGGUGUGCGACGACCUGCACAUCUACUGCUCCCGGUGCACCGCCGACCAGCUAGAGAUCUUAAAAGUGAUGGGCAUCCUGCCGUUCUCCGCGCCGUCCUGCGGACUCAUCACCAAGACGGACGCGGAGCGCCUGUGCAACGCUCUCAUCUACGGGGGAACGUAUCCUCCACAGUGCAAGAAGCAGAUCUACAGCGGCUCCAUAGAGCUGGAACUCACCGAGAAGAGCUUCAAGAUUUACCACGAGUGCUUCGGGAAGUGUAAGGGGCUGUUCGUCCCAGAGCUCUACACGAGUCCCACCGCGCCCUGCAUCCAGUGCAUGGACUGCAGACUUAUGUACCCGACCCAUAAAUUCGUGGUGCACAGUCAUAAAUCGCUGGAGAACAGGACUUGCCAUUGGGGCUUUGACUCGGCCAACUGGAGGGCAUAUGUUCUUCUGAGUUCGGAUUACACGGGGAAAGAGGAGAAAGCGCGUCUGGAGCAGCUCCUGGAUGACAUUAAGGAGAAAUUUGAUUUCGCCAAUAAAUAUAAGCGGAAAGCAUCAAGGGUGAGCAGUUCUAUGUUCUUCUUCUUCUUUUAUGCAAGAAGUGUCAACUUUGGAAAAAGGCCAAGAUUUUCCAUAUUCUUUAGUGACACAAACUUAAGACUCAUCAGUAAGUUGUCGUUUGGCAGACUUACAAUAUACUUAUUAUAGGGACAGUCCCUAUGGAGCAACAUGGGGUUAAGUGCCCAAGGGCACAUUGUCGAUGUUCAUGAGUCAUUUCUGUGGGGGUUCGAACCAACAAUCUUUAAAUUGUCAGACUAGAUCUUUUAACCACUAAGCCACACCACCCAAAGUCUUUAGCAGUGUGAGAUUUGCACCUUUAGUAUUGCAUAUUCCAAGAAGAGUUGUCCUUUUCAGAAGAGUGCUUGAAAAAGGGCCAAGAAUGCCAGUGCUUUGGUGACCCAGUCUUCAUACUCGAGAGACUAUCACGAUAUUGGUUUCCCAGUCCGAAUGUUACAACCUAAUAUCCAGGCAUGAGAUGUGGAUUCUGUGGGUGAAUAUAGAUACAGAAUAGUCAUCAUGGUGGCCUAAAUUUGAUGCCAUAAAAAAUUUAACUUUAGCAGACCAACAUAAAAAUUACAGAGAGGACUUCAAGGUGGGUCUGGGGUUUCACAUAAAACAUUGAAUUGACCAACAUCCAGCCUUCCAUAGGUGUCAUGACCUCUGUCCCAUUGGCCUUUACUGUAGAUACAGUGCUGACAGUAUAAACAAACAAUCAUUCAGGGCCAUUAAAUGCCAAAGUGGUUGCAGUGUCUUUAAGGGCUUGGGCAGCAUUCAUGUCUAGUGCUUGUUAUCAUUUUGUUCCUCCAUCUGUCUCUCUCGAACCCAGCAUGACUUUAACAUGUCCCACGGCAAUGGUGACAUGUUAUGGUAAUUCUGAAAUGGGUCAUUUUGUUAUCAGGUACUUGACAGUGGAUGUGUUUGUACUGAUCGGGCCAUUGAGUGUUUAAUAACUGUUGAGUUGAACCACUAGAUAUUUGGUGGAGGGAAACAUGUUCUCCAAACUGCACUCCAAGAUAUCAUUGUGUUUGCUUAUAGUUUGCGGUUUAUUUAUGCAUCAUAAAGCUCAUUUAUGUAGAUCUUUCUCUUCAGCAGACAGGUUCCUGUUUAUGAGGUAGAGGAUUAGAGGAAAAGUUUUUUUUUGUAGUGUGCGGCCCUCUACAACACAUGCACACACACACACACACACACACACACACACACACACACACAGACACAGACACAGACACAUACACACAAACACUUCGUGAAUGGCAGGCCUGGUCAUUUGCAUGAACUGUUCCCCUUGAAUGGAGCUGAUGAUGCAGGGAUUGGAGUAUUGUGGUGGAAACGGAAUAUGAACCAACAAAGAGGUGCAUUCACUAACAUCUCCUCCCUCCCAUCUCUCUCUUUCUCUCUCUGAUCAGCCUUUCUCCACCCCCUCCCACCCGCACACACAUACUGUCGCUCCUUCACCCAGUUACUUUUCAUGUACAGAUCUAGAGAAUGUAAAACAAGGCCAUUUCAGAAACAGGGAGAGUGUGCUUACACACAUUGAUGUGUGUCAUAUGUGAACAGGCCACACAGUGAAUGGCAUUGCCUCGUUAACAUCGAGCUGUUUCCCUCAGACUCAAGUGAGACCAAAAUGUCCUGGAGCUCUCUGAGUUAUCACAUUAUCAGACCCCCCACUGCAGGCUUUUAUCCAUCUCAAGAGCUUUCCUGCCUCUCAGGACCCACAAGAGGUAACACUCGAAAAUAGUCUGGAUACAUAGAGAGGAAGUGGAAUAUAUCUGUAGAUCUAUCUAGAAAGGAAGAGAGGGAGAGGUUUGGUGUAUUUUUACAUAUGCCAACUGCCUGGUUACCCCUUUGCCAGGAAGAGUCGGAAUUUGAUACUGAUGACUUCAUAAUGGUUUCUCGCACAAAUGCAACCAAACAAUUUCAUUAUCCAGUCAGAUAUUUGUAUCAAAAGGCUCAGGCUUUCAUAUACACGCUUUCUGAAGUGAUGUAAACAUAACAAUUUGUAUAUUAUUUGAGUGUGUGGUGAAGCUCUGUCCCAAAACUUGUGAGCUGCCUUCCAAUGCAGCAUCCAUGGAACCUCAAAAUUGAAUGAUUUGGAACACUCUACAUAAGUAGCAACUUGGCAUGCCACAUAAAUAUUGUCAGGACACACAACUCACACGUUUGUCCAAUAGCGUUUAACAUUAGCAUGUUGUUAAGCUAACGGCACCAUACUGUAGUAAGUUUGAAAAUAUGCAGCACACAAAUAUUAAAAUAUAUAAAAUAUUUUUCUGUACUUUUCAGUAUUGAAUGAAAUGUAAGUAGCUGCUAUUUCUCUCAACUCAGAGCUUGUGUCUGUUUGUGCAAUUGUGACAGAGUGAUUUUGUUUUUUUUGUGUUGAGUUAUUUACAGAGCUUACUGAGACGUUCCUCGUCUAUGAAAAGUAGUCUGGCAGUCUCUCUCUCACUCUUUCUCACACUCUCUCUUGCUUUCUCUGGGUGUGGUGAAGGAACUGCCUCUUUCAUUGCUGCUUGCUCGUGGAAGGACACAGACUGUAGUUACUCAUAUCGACAUAUAUGCGUGUUUAUGUGUUUGUGAGUGUGUGUCUGUCUGGUGCUUUCAGUCUGUAGCCGGAAGACGCAACAAGACAGGAUGUUCUGUGCUUCUGUGUUCCCAACACACACAUAUUCAUGCUGCCGAAUUGUUAAUUAAGACUAAAAUGUUCCUAGCCAUUAUGUUCUGUCAAGUUGUCUUUGGUCCAAAUGUGCUGUCUUUUAACUUUCUACAGGGACUACUAGUGUUACACUUGUUUGUUGAGAUGAAUACGGUUAUUGCUACAAAUCUUCUUUCGAGGGUUCAAAUGAGUUUGUAUGACUGACCAUUUGGCAAACAAGGUUUGAGUUUAUUGAACUCUAGAAUACAGGUUCAAAUUGCAAGUCUAGGUGGAUUUCAUGAGCAAUCGUGAUUUUUUUUACACUAUAGCAACGUCUGAAUCUGAUUGUCAGGAAUGUUUAGAUGGAUUAAGCAUAAAAAUAGCUACUGUAUGUCUUGUCACUUAAAAAGCCAUUGUAAGCUUACAAUAGACUAAGUGUUGUAGGUGACUAAAAGGCUUUUAAAGAAAUUAAAAGAGGUGACUAAUAUGCUUUAAAGUAAAUCAGAUCAAAAGGAUGCUACUAAGUUAUUGAAUUUAUUGAAAUGUUGGAUUAUAUACUCUAUCAUUUUAUUGUCUUUUUUCUUCAUUUAACAAACUUGUCUUGAUGUCUUCUUGGGGCAAACGUGUAGAAUUAAACACAGUAAAAUUGUUUUACCCUUAUUUUGUGGUAAAUGUUUUUACAUUGAUACAUUUUUCUCAACAAAAUAUUUGGCAUUUCCAUGCACUUUUCAGGUCUCUAAGCAAAAGCAAGCCCAUAUCAUGACCACUUCCCACUUAGUCAUCCGUUUGAUGUUCCCCCUCCGAGUUUCCUGUUAAAUGUGGAGGCGUUUUAUCAGGGGUUAUUUAGAGAGUUUUGGCAGACGGCGGGUUCUUGCCGCCAGUGCAGGAAAACCGCAGCUCAGUGACGGGAAGGGAGAGUUGCGACAGCUGCAUUAAAGGACCGCCACUCCCAAAGCGCAGCAAGAACUGACUGAUUAGGCAAACAAGAGUAUGAAUGAGCAUGAAUGAAGCAUGCCCUCUUUCUCUCGCGUUGUUUGUGCGUCUACCUCCGAAGGACUUAGACAUGCACACAUCUGCAUGCCUGCUCGGUAUCAAAACUCUACCCCUGUCAACAUAUUGUCUCCUCCACAAUCAAGUGUUUUUUUUCCUUAAUUCCCUCCAGGUGCUAGUGGGUAGUGAACCUAUAAUCAUCCGGUCAUUAAGGCAUUGAAGUUAUUUUCUAGCUUAAUUGUUUGCUCUUUGGAAACAAAGCUACAUCAUUUCAUCUAAAACUCUCCCUUACAUUGACCAAUCGGGGGGCUCCGUUCAGCUCUCACUGGACAGAUGGCUGUCUGACAGAGACAGCAUGACAAUUGAACACAUACAUACACACAUACAGAGAGAGUGACAAAACACCUUGCAUGUACAAAUUCUUUGUUUCGUUCUCUGCAUACGGUUUGUCUGAAUUGUGUUUUUUUAUUUCGGAGAGAGCAUAGCAUCUUUCCAAUAUCUUUUGAGAUGAGAACAAGAGAGUUUUGGAAGAGGAAGCCAGUUCCCUGAGGGGAUAUUAGGUAUGUCCCAUCUUAUUCGCCAGGCAUAUCGCUCUUAAGCCCCCCACACACAUACACACCGGACAGCUCAACUCAGCUCAACUGCUGCUGGUCCCUGGGGCUGGUUGCAUAAAACUGGUUUAGACUAGUCUUACUAGUCAGUUGCCUAAAAUAAAAAAAAAAUUCUGUCAGUUGCAUAAAAACUGAGAUCAGUCUAAUUUAAGACCAAAAUGUAAGACAGCACAUCCCAAGGCUAACUUUUGUUUACAUUCCAUGUUGCCAUGGAAAAUAACUGUCAGCUGAGCCAGUGGGGCUUCAAUUGAGAGCUGACAGUGGCUUUCAUCGGCCUGGAUCGAAUCGGUAUCGGCACCGAUACUGAAGCUUUUAGACGGAUCAGGUAUUGGUCCAAAUCCAAUAUGGUGUGUUAGUCAUGUUCGUUACUGUCAUGCUCCAAAAACGACAUAAAAACACCAUUAAAGCAGUUCAUAUGACAGUUCAUAAGACAUUUUAUUCAAAGCCACUUGAAGACGUGAAUCACAAAAGCCUGUGUUUAAUAAGUAAAUAUAUAGUAUGCGCAGUGCGUUAGUGAAUGGUGCUGCUCUGUUGACACAAACUCAUGCACAGGCCAGUGAUGCAUUCGUGGCUAUAUUAGCCUUCACAGCGGUGCGCAAUAUUUGAGCGCUACUCCAGAACAGCAUCUCAGAUGUAGAUGCUCACUAGAUCGGUUCACUUAUAAUAUGCAUUUAGAACGGCACCGGAGGUGCAUUUUACCAGAAUUUGAAUAAGAAGCAAAUUAAACUACUGUGAACUUACCUACAAACAGACAC